Molecule: messenger RNA, 4001 nt
Organism: Polyodon spathula (Mississippi paddlefish)
Lineage: Eukaryota; Metazoa; Chordata; Actinopteri; Acipenseriformes; Polyodontidae
Gene: xdh
Product: xanthine dehydrogenase
Exons: 27
Coding region: 65-3058 (997 amino acids)
Molecular function (GO): iron ion binding; FAD binding; molybdopterin cofactor binding
Source: RefSeq, a predicted model, not a curated record
GACAGAACUGUAUUUGAGAUCAGAGGUACUUACUGCAGAGCAAUUCGUGGACAGCUAACUCACAAUGCCAUCAGACUUUAUAUCUGAUGAUCUGGUAUUCUUUGUAAAUGGAAAAAAGAUUGUGGAAAAAAAUGCAGACCCUGAAAUGACCUUGCUUACCUACAUAAGAAGAAAAUUGGGUCUGACUGGAACCAAACUUGGCUGUGGAGAAGGAGGAUGUGGUGCCUGCACUGUGAUGAUCUCCAAGUAUGAUCACUUUCAGAAGAAGAUACUUCACUAUUCCAUUAAUGCCUGCUUGGCCCCAGUUUGUUCUCUCCAUCACACAGCUGUCACCACUGUGGAAGGAAUUGGUAGUGUUACCAGUAGGCUUCAUCCAGUCCAGGAGAGAAUAGCCAAAGCCCAUGGCUCUCAGUGUGGAUUCUGCACCCCAGGAAUUGUCAUGUCCAUGUACUCCCUCCUGCGGAAUACUCCACAGCCUGCCAUGGAGGAAAUCGAGGAGGCUUUCCAAGGGAACUUGUGCCGCUGUACUGGAUAUAUGCCUAUUUUGGAUGGAUACAAGACAUUUGCCAAUAAUUCGGGUUGUUGUGGCAGUAAAGGAAAACAGAACGGCUGCUGUUUGAACAAAGAGGAAACAGAUGAGAUGUAUUUACAAGCUCGAUUAUAUGAUCCAUCAGAGUUCAAACCCAUUGAUCCUACACAGGAGCCUAUUUUUCCACCAGAACUACUGUUAUUUGACAGGUUGCCAUCAAAGCAGCUGCAGUUCAAAGGUGAACGGAUGGUGUGGAUUCAACCCUGCUCUCUUAGUGGACUGCUGUCUCUAAAAGCAGAGUACCCUGAUGCCAAGCUUGUGGUUGGGAACACAGAAAUUGGAAUUGAAAUUAAAUAUAAGAACAUGCUGUAUCCAGUGAUUCUAGCCCCAGCAUAUAUUUCAGAACUGAACAUUGUCCAGCACACUGAAGAAGGUAUUAUAUUUGGAGCUGCCUGCACAUUGACUCUGAUUGGAGAUGUCCUUCGGAAAGCAGUGUCUGAACUCCCAAAGCACAAGACCGAAGUGUUUCAAGCUGUUUUGGAGCAACUGAGGUGGUUUGCUGGGCAGCAAAUCAGAAACGUUGCAGCUGUAGGUGGAAACAUAAUGACAGCUAGUCCAAUCUCUGAUCUUAACCCAGUCUUCAUGGCAGCUGGUUGUAAAUUGACACUGCUAUCAACAGGUGGUAAAAGGGUUAUCAAGAUCGAUGACAAGUUUUUUACUGGCUACCGGAAGACUGCCCUAAAGCCUCAGGAAAUACUGUUGUCAGUUGAAAUUCCAUACACAAGACAGGGACAGUAUUUUUCAGCUUUCAAGCAGGCCUCUCGACGUGAAGAUGACAUUGCCAUAGUAAACUGUGGGAUGAGUGUCCUGUUUAAAGAGGGCACGAAUGUGGUAAAGGAGCUCCUGUUGAGCUAUGGAGGAAUGGCACCAACUACAGUCCUAGCAGGGAAGACAUGUGGAAAGCUUAUUGACAGAGAGUGGAAUGAGGAGCUUCUGCAGGAAGCCUGUUGCCUGUUGGCCGAGGAGAUGAGCCUGUCUCCUUCAGCUCCCGGGGGGAUGGUGGUGUACCGGCGCACACUGACACUCAGCUUCUUCUUCAAGUUCUACCUGACUGUUCAACAAAAACUGAUCAAGGAUCUUGGGGCUAAUAACUAUCAUGCUGAACACUUACCUCCAGGCUACGCUAGCGCUACAGAGUUGUUCCAUAAAGAUCUUCCAUCCAGUGUCCAAAUUUUCCAGGCUGUGCCCUCCGGACAGUCUAUGGAGGAUGUGGUAGGGAGACCAGUUGUACAUCUGGCAGCUCUCAAACAAGCCACUGGCGAGGCCAUUUAUUGUGAUGACAUGCCCAGAUAUGAAAAUGAGCUUUACUUAACACUGGUUACGAGCACCAAAGCUCAUGCCAAAAUCACCUCCAUUGAUACAGCAGAAGCCAUGGAAAUGCCUGGAGUUGUGUGUUUCCUGUCCUAUAAAGACAUUCCCGGGAGCAACAUAACAGGAUCAGUGGUUAUGGAUGAAACAAUCUUUGCUGAAGACACGGUAACCAGUGUUGGGCACAUUAUAGGGGCAAUUGUUGCAGAUACACAAGCCCAUAGUCAAAGAGCUGCCAAGGCUGUAAAGAUCACAUAUGACGAACUUAAAAGGACUAUCACUAUUCUGGAUGCAAUUGCAAAUAAAUCAUUUUAUCAACCUAUAAGAAAGAUAGAAAGAGGGAACAUCGAUAAAGGAUUUCAAGAGGCUGACCAUGUAGUGGAAGGGGAGAUGCACAUGGGAGGACAGGAACACUUCUAUCUGGAAACUCAUUGCACUUUGGCAAUUCCCAAAGGAGAAGAUGGAGAAAUGGAAUUGUUUGCAUCAACCCAGGAUGCUACGAAAACACAGGCCCUUGUUGCCAAAGCCUUAGGAGUCCCAUCGAAUCGAAUUGUCUGCCGGGUGAAGAGAAUGGGAGGGGGGUUUGGAGGGAAAGAAUCCAGAAGCACCCUCUUAUCUACUGUGGUGGCUGUAGCAGCACAUAAGGUUAGGCGCCCUGUGCGAUGUAUGCUGGAUCGUGAUGAAGACAUGCUUAUAACAGGUGGAAGGCAUCCAUUUUUGGGGCGCUAUAAGGUUGGCUUUCUGAAGACGGGGCAAAUAGUUGCUGUUGAUGUAACGUACUAUAGCAAUGCUGGAAGCUCCAGGGAUCUUUCAAUGGCUAUCAUGGAGAGAGCUUUGUUUCAUAUGGAUAAUUCAUACAACAUUCCGAACAUCAGAGGCUUUGGCUAUGUCUGCAAAACCAACCUGCCUUCGAAUACAGCCUUCCGCGGCUUCGGCGGGCCUCAGGGGAUGCUGAUCGCAGAGUGCUGGCUGAGUGAUGUGGCUAUGAAGUGUGGUCUUCCUGCUGAACAGGUCCGUAAGAUAAACAUGUAUAAGCAAGGAGACGUGACCCCGUAUUCUCAGAAGCUGGAACAGUUUACAACAGACAAGUGCUGGGAGGAGUGCCUGGUUCUCUCCAACUAUCACCACCGAAGAAAGCAGAUAGAAGAAUUUAACAGCUGAACCUGACGGGACAGCCAUAGACGGAUGAGUACUUGUUAUUUUUACUGCUUAUUAUUACUAAUUGUGUAUUACACUAUGAAGGUGAUAAUUAUUAACAUUGUUAUUAGUUUGCCUAAUCACAAGCAUUUUUGCACACAGCCUGUUGCUUGUUAUGUCCCUCAGCAGCCUUGUGCCCCGCAUGGAGCUGGUGGCUUUUGUCGCCCCUUCCCAAGUAUUAAGCAACUUGACUCGGCUGACUUGUGCUCUCCUCACAGAUUGCUUAGCUCCGGCUGGAGCUAAAAAAAAAGCUUUAAAAUAUAAUUUGUUUUAUGAAACGAUAUUAUUAUUUUUUAAAACAUAAUUGUAUUGUUACUGUUUUCUAUAAGAGUCUCUUUUUUCACAGAAAAUUGAGUGCAUCUGCUGGGCUCAGCAGUUCUGCAUUGACCGAGAUAUGCGCUUCGAUUGACACUGCUUGCAGCACUAUUGCCGUCUUGGUGCCUGCUUGCUGUCUAGCAAACAGGGUUCCCUCAGUAUUGUUUGCAUACUUACUGUGUGGUUUAGCCAGAAGUUUACACAGGUGGGUAUCCCUGUAUACUGCUUCCUGCAGUAAAGCGAACAGAGUAGACCAGUAAAGGUCACCAACCCACUGUUCCUCAGGGAACGAGGUUACCACCCUAGUACAGUACUGACCCGGUGCAAGUCAUCUAACCAGUACUAAACCAACCGGUUACCAUUCCGGUACUGCUCCAAUUCACGUACCCUACCAAGGGUACCGUACCAACCCAGUACAAGUCACUGUACCGUGGUUCACAUACCGUACCGAUGGUACUGUAUUGUACCAACCCGGUGCUAAGGCACCAUAGCAGUAUUGAACUGACCUGGCAGUUUUACUGUGCUGUACACUGUGUUGCUGCUUGCGUCAUGCCUGGGUUUGAUCCUUGUGACAUGUGCAAGGCCAAUCUGC